AUGGUCCUGCUCAUACCCUCAAACCCACCCACUUUGAUCUUAUCACCACAAAAGAAAGGCCCGGCGAGGAGGAAAGCCCGUAACCCAAUUCUCAACCAUGCUCAAUAUGAAGCUUCUAUUUAUGAUGGCGAAAAACCCGGAAAGGAUUCUGUGAACGAUUCGGAGCCACACCCAGAUGACGUGGGAGCCGAACUGGACGCACUGAGACGAGAGGAGGCUAGAGAGGACGAGGACGAGGAAUUUGAACUGAAGCUAUUCGACACAUUACUCUCCAAACCCGAGUUCCAAGAAUCGUUCGUCCGUGUCUCUCUACGAUCUCUGUAUGCUAUCAAUCGUGCUGAGACAUCUGCUUUGAACAAUGACAACACUAUCAUCUCGAUCUCGCAGCUCGACACGGAGCAUGACAAACGUGCCAAUCUAAUAUAUAUUCGGUGCAAGAACGGCGUGUUGAUGGAGACAAGGAAUGGGUCCGGUCCCAAGUCGCUACGAAAGAUGACGGACGACUAG
This is a messenger RNA of Bipolaris zeicola 26-R-13, 507 nucleotides long. RefSeq lists its product as uncharacterized. The coding region runs from base 1 to 507 and encodes 168 amino acids. The record is from RefSeq and is a predicted model, not a curated record. Lineage: Eukaryota; Fungi; Ascomycota; Dothideomycetes; Pleosporales; Pleosporaceae. The transcript has 5 exons.